Molecule: messenger RNA, 540 nt
Organism: Echinococcus granulosus
Lineage: Eukaryota; Metazoa; Platyhelminthes; Cestoda; Cyclophyllidea; Taeniidae
Exons: 3
Coding region: 1-540 (179 amino acids)
Source: RefSeq, a predicted model, not a curated record
AUGAAUUGGCCCACCUAUUUCGCUCGAGCAACGAGUUCGCCUUGUGGCAAGGAGUACCGUCGGUCAACAGAGUCGGAGUUUUCGCGCCUGGAACAGGAGCGGGCGAGCGCUCAGAUGGAACUUUCGGAGGUAGAGGAGCACUACCGCACCCUGCUGAGGAAGAGGCAUGAUGCCGCGGCUGAGAUGGCUGCGCCUAUCGAUCUGCCCUCGGCGAAGGAGGAUUUGGAACUCUACGCUCUGCAGAUGCGUGAAGAGUUGCUCUCCACUAGCGUGGCCUGCGAGCACCUGCGCAAUCGUCUAGACACGGAGACAGCUACCAAUCGGGAACGUUUGAACGAGGAACGAUGGAAGCGCAUCCAAGUGGAGGAACUGCUGCGCUCACGUAUGCGAGACGCCAAUGAACAUAUCGCUGGGUUGACACGUAAUUUCGAGGCCUCCAAGCAGACCGCUGAAAAGGCAACGGAACGCGCCUCUGCCGAGGUCAAACGACUACAGGUGCGCUCUUCCGGUGCUACCUACCUACUGACCCAGUUUCAGUAG